CCUCUUCUGUAAUAAGAAACCUUCCUCUGAGAGAUGACACAUGUCGGAGGCUUUAGUGCGUCACUGACUGCAGCCUUCUCACUCACCCCUGAAGGGAAAUGAUAAAUCCUUUUUGCAAAUGAAUGCAUUUCAGCAGCAACGUGAAAGACUGCAAUCCUGUGCUGUUAUCAAGAUUAAGUGUCAAGCCUGUGAUGUGAGGAAUUUUUGCAAAAGCAAGCAUGCCAUUUCCUUACAGGUCCUGAAUGUGUUCUGUCAGUAUCUGUGGGUGUAAAUAAUGAUCAUUUUGUUCCAGUAUGGUUAGAGAGGAGGUGCUGGCGGGUAUUUUAUCACUGAACCGAUGGGUAUAAAUUAACUUGUGACGGGACAACCAGAUGUCUGGACUCUUUCCAUGAAGCAGAUGCACAGGGGGAAACCAAAGGGGGUAAGUAUUCUCUGAUUUAAAACAAAACCUGCUAGAAAUGCAUGAAUGAUUAAGAAUGCAAUAAAAAACAAUAUAUAAGUACAUCUCAAAAGAGCAGAAUACUUUGUAAAAGUUUAAUAUUUUUAGUCACUUUAUUCAAAAAGUGAAAUUCAUAUUCAGAGAGAGUUAAGAGAAAAAAAAACAAUUGUGAUAGGAAAAAGUUAAUUAGUAAAUAAAGGUAAAACUGCAGCCUAGAGAGGAUUAUCAAGCAAAAUCAAGAAUUUGUUAGAACUUUACAAGGAGUGGACUGAAACUGGAGUUAAUGGAUUCUACACAUGGGAAGCAAGCGUGUUGCUCAGUGAUCCAAAACCCUCUUUUCAGCAAAGGUUAAGGUUUGUAUUUUAUUUGGACAUCAAGGUCUCACAGAGUGGAAUAAGAGGUAAAGAAUCGGCUUUGAGUAGAAUGUCACUGUCAUGCAGUUAUGAUUUCAGGUGCCAUGUCAUCUGCUGGUGUUGAUCAGCUGUGUUUUCUGAAGUCAACAGAAAACAGACAGCAAUCUACCAGAAGAUUUUCGAACACUUCAUACUUCUUUCAGCUGACAAGCUUAGCUGAGAUGUUGAUUUCAUUUUCAGGACUUGGCAUUUGCCAACACUGCCACAGGCAGCAAAAGCUGGUUCAACGACCCUGGUGUCACUUGGCUUGAUUGACCAGUAACCUGAUCUGACCUGAACCUGAAGAGAAUCGAUCAGUUUUUGUCGAGAGGUAGAUGAGAAACAGCAGAUACAAGGACGCACAUUACCUGGAAGCCCGCAUCAAAGCAACCUGGGCUUCCAUUACGCCUCAACAAUGCUGCAGACGGAUUGUUUCCAUGCACUAAUUCAUACAAACUAACUUCUAUAUUUUCUCCUUAUUAGAUGUGUGCUAUUUCAGUGGCCAAGCAAAACCUAAAGAGCAGCAGCUCUUAUUAACUUUUUGCCGAGUAACCGGUUUUAUUAUUUUUCGUCUCAUAAUUUUUAUGUCUGGCUAAAAAAAAAAAAAUAUCUUCGUAUCAGCAUGUCACACUUCUUUUGAAACAGAUGAGACUGGAUUGUAUAAUGAAGUAAAAUACAAAGAAAGAUGUGCUGUUAGAGCCAGAUCGGGAAGAUAAAAGUCCGGUAAAACAGGCCCUCUGCAUUAUCUUCGUAACAAAUGAGCAUUCCUUUGAGACAGCAUGUUGAGCCAAGUCACAUUUGCAUAUUUGUGGUAUUACUAAAUAAAAUAAAGCUUUUUACUAUCUUGUAGUUGCUGUUGUAUUUAUUGCACUGACAUUGUAAUUUUUUUCACAGGUUUCUAGCCAGACUCUUGCGGAUGUGCCAGAUGAGGGAGGAAAACCUAAGUUAAGACAGAGAGUGAAGCUACCCGGAGCCAUUCACAAUGUCUUUCAAGCUUACCAAAAAACCGAGCAGCAAAAAGAAAAGACCCCUGAAGGACAAUGCCCAGGCAGAGAUUCUUCAUAAGCUUGGCCUAGAGGCCUAUAGCACUAGACAACUUGAUUCUGCAUCAGUAUUAAAUAUCAACACAUGGACUCUGGAGGACAAACCGCCUCUAGAACUCAAAGAUCUUCCAAAUACUUUCCUCAGACGCCUUUGGCUGCUUAGUGAAGAUGCCCGGAGCACUUGUUGCCAGACUCGGCUUGACCCUUUCAGUGAGGAUGGCAAACUACCAGAGGAAAAACUCAGCAGUUCUGAAGAAAAUGCUAUCAACCCCCUUGAUCUGGUCACGUCUGUCUUUAUAUCUGCUGACACAUUUCUGCAGCAGGAGAUAACUGUGCGCAUGAUGCAGUGCAAGUUUGCUGUGCCUUUGGUCCUACCAAACGCUGAUCCAGAGAAACCCGGUCAGUUCCUUCUCUGGCCUUUAAGAGGUGUUUUGGGCCAAUGGAGAUCUCUGGAUACUAAUGGCAGAGAACAAAAUGGCAAUUUGGCAAGUACACCACUGCCAAUUAUUUCAUGUAUAAAACUUGGCCAUUGCAGUGUCUCUAAGUCACAAGUGCUUAACUAUGUUCUGACUGGACCUAAAUCAAGCAAAAACAUAUUCAUACAUAAGGGUAUGGAUGGAGGGCAAGUUCCCCGAAGACUCUCUAAUGGCCUUGUAGAGAUUGGAUGGUAUCUACCCACUGAAGAUAUCAACAGAGAUAUAUACCAAGCCCCUUUUGUCAUCUCUAAUUUACGAGGUGAUGCCAGCAAUCAUGAGAGGUGUCUCAAACUUUUAUGCCAAACAUCAUCGGUGGUUAUAAUUUUCUGCGGUGACUUCAAGGAGAAAGAAAAACAACUCCUUGAAUCUUGCAAAGCCAUGGCAAGUAAGAUCAUCCUAAUUGAUGCCUACGGCACAGAAGGAGAAGAGAACACAACUAUGGGAUAUGGUGGACAAAGCCUUCAAAAAUGCUUAUGGCUUCCCAAAGAGUCUGUGUUUCCAGGGAGUACUUUGAGUGAGCAGGAAGUGGCAAACAACCUUCGUGAAAUCCUUAAAAGUUGGGUACCAGACAGUCUGAAGCCCGUUACACUUGAGGCAGCAGCAAAAUUAGCAUUGGAUAUUGGCCUAAAUGUGGAUGAAAGCCCAGUCUGCGCAAAAGCAAUGGCCACAGUGGAGGAAAUAUUGCAGGGUUUAGAUGAGGGAUCAGUUGAAUUUCAACAGAAACAACUCCCUUUGCAGGGGCAUUUGUGGCACAAACUGGCAGAGUUGGAUAAGGAGGAAAGCAAACACAGAAAAUCUGAAAAAGAAGCUGAACCCCAACUGCAAGAAGAAAAGAAAGACAUCUUGGCAGAGUUAAAAAGGUACAAAAUGACCCCAGCUAUGAAGAUUUUUAUAGACGCUCUUCUCACAAAGGAUAAAACUCAGAGGACUUAUUUCCUUACUUGGCUCAAAUUGAGGCUUCAACUACAACAAACCGAAAAACUAAACAGUUUUCCAGAGUCACAGACAGAAAAAACAGAACUGGAAAACCUUAAACAUGAAGCCAAUAACAGUGUAGAUAGUGACAGUUUCUGGACAGAUUCUGAAGAGGAAACUGAAGAACAGCCAGUAAACAAUGAAGGAUCAGACGUUGUUCAGUGCUGCAAAACAAAACAAGAGGAGGAACAUUUGCAUAAUACAGAAAACACCUCUCAACAUCUGGAGUCCACACCAGAGUUGUCAUGUUCUAACAAGGAACAAUUGUAUCUUGAAGAUUCAUGUGAAGAUGCUAAAGCCUUGCAUUCACAGUCUCUUGAGUCAAAAACAUACAAUUUAGGCAUUGAACACUUUUUCCGUGAGAUGGGGCUGAUUUUUGAGCUCACACAUAUGAGUGGAAGUCAGAAUGUGUUGCGUUUGCCCAAACUUGCAGCAGAUCUUCUCCUCCAUGGUGUUCCACUGGAACUAAUGGAUGGAGAUGCAUCAAACAUCCCCAUAUGCUGGCUGGGUUCCAUCUUUUCAGAGCUCAACCACACCUUACGUCAAGAGAAGUUGAGGACCAGAGUGCUGACGAUCCUUGGCAAUCAUCACUCUAGGAAUGCUGUGGUUCUCUCUGGCCUGUUUGGUGUUAAACUCCAAGAGGGAUGGAAAAGAACAAACAGAGGGGUAUAUAUGGCUGUUCUAAGUCUCCCUGAUGAUUGCAGAAAAGACUUAGAUUAUGAUCUUCUUUUGUUAAUUGAUGUGGAAGGCCUUGGCUUAGCUUCAGGAGGAAUUGAAACGGAUAUGUUAACUCAUGACAAUAUGAUGGCCACAGUUGCAAUAGGAUUAAGUGAUGUUUUACUCCAGAACAUUUCUCCUCAUGCUGGCAAAGAGAUGGAGACAACAUUUAAGGUCAUGGUCAGUUCUCUCCUCCGCUCCAAAGAAUGCGGUGUAGUUCCUAUUUGCAAUCUCCUGGUUCAAGAUGAGGGCUUAGAAUGUGUAUUACAAGCUUCCCAGUUGAGGCAUGUUUGCAAGAUGCUACUGACUGAAAACGAAGGAAAUGUCAACAAUCACUAUGCAUUAAAUACAAGCAGCACCACAUUUGUGAAAGGACCUUGGCCCAAUAUGUCUCUUUCUGAAACAGUUGAUCAGCAAUACACAAAUGAUGUGUUAAAGCUUAAGGAAACCCUGUUUGGAGCUCUAAAGAGACAUUCAACCAAGGCUGAAGAAUCAGAUUUCAUUGGACGAUUGUCGAAAGUGUGGGAUGCAGUAAAAAGUGAUUCAUUUUCCAUUAGUCUACAGAAUAUCAACACGGCUUUAGGGUUUUCUUUGCUCUGCACAGAGUUUUCCCAAUGGGAAGAUGGUCUUUUGGAAAGCAUGGAGAGCUGGUUAAUGGGGGCAACAACAAAAAUCAUUGCCACAAAGGCUUUGGAUGGUACUGCUCAAGAUGCCCUUUUAAAUGAGUUGAAGAAAGAAGCGCAGGAGGAAGUCAAAUCAGAAGUACACAAACUCAAAUCAAAGGCAGAAAGCUAUCUGAUGUCAGAAGAAAAUCUCAAAAGGAAUUCUGAAACAUUCAUGCCUAUGCUUUUGAGCAACAUGAGCAAACUCCAGGAAAGAGUAUGUGAGGAGGUCAUGCAAAAGUUGGAGACAAUCAAUGAGUCACACUGUUCUUUGUCUCAGAUUGAAAAAUUUGAAACAUCACUGGAAAGAGAGCAAGAGUUCAAGUUAGUCGCACUAGUGGAGACAAGCAAGUCCACCAAUAUUCUUCUUCAAGAUCAUGAACUGGAAGAGGAGUUUGAGAGUGUGUGGAAGAAGAUGUUGUCCAGUUUUGACUUCAGACCUUCAGAAAGUGAUGACAUUAGUUCAAGUGUGGCAGAAGUUCUGAGGCAGAAUCUAAUCAGUCGUGGCCUUCAGAAACACAUGGAAAAACUUGAUGUCAUAGGCCAAAAGCAGACUUCCAAUUUCCAAGUAUGUGAUGAACAUUUUGGAUAUCGCAGCCGGUUAAAACACAUGUUUGAAGACAACAAUAAGCAACAAAAAAUAGAAGCUCAAAAGGCAGCGAACAAAAUCAUAGAGGAAUACUCCAAGUUUAGUGCAAAUAAAUGCAGCUUAGCAGCAGAUUUCUCAGGAAGCUACAUCACUGAGCUGCUAGAAAUGAUUGAAAAUGGCUUAAGAGAAAAAUCAUUGGAAAUCCGAUCAGCUUUUGAAGUCGAUUUAAAAAUACAUCUGUGUAAUGCAGCAUGUCAAGAUUUCCAAAAAUUACAUGACCGCUUUGGCAAGGACAAAGAACUUCUGACAUAUAUAUCUGAAACCAAGAAUAAGUGUGCAGCAGAGUUCAUUUACAAGUUUAGGAAGCGAGAUCAGUGCCAGAGGGUGGCCCAAGCAUUCAUAUCCAUGGUCAUCAAACCAUUAGUGUUGGCGUAUAUCAAUCAGCCAUUGGGGAUACAUAUAGCAAAGGAGAUUGAGGAUAAAGCUAAGCAGUAUCAGUCUCCACAUGCUUUCCACCAAAGCAUCCUGGAAGAUCUGAUUAAUGAAGAUUGCUUUGAAAGCUUUAAACAAUAUUUGUUGUUCUAUGAAGACUACAGACUAACAAAGAUUCAUGACACAGUGGUUGCUCACUUGGCUGACACAACCAGCCUCAGUAAAUUAAAGCAACAAAGGCUUGGAGAAGUCGUAGGGCAGAUUGCGGCAGCUGUAAGUCAAACAACAGAAGGUGCCAGUGGAGUGCUCAGUGAUACAAAGCCACUCCUGGAGAGAGUCUGUCUCAUUUUAGAGAAAGAUGCAAACAUUAACGUUGAAAGGGAGUCUCUAAAUGGUCCCCUCUUUAGCAUCACAACAGAUUGGGAUUGCUUUGUUAAGUGUUUAAUAGAGUUACUGGCCACAAUGCGCUUAGGUCUCAGUCAGGAGUUCAACCAAAAUGUGGAUGUGCUCGAGGUUCUCAAUGACCUUCCAAUUCUGCCGCAGGACCACCUUCUCCAAAUAGUGAGAGGCUGUGACAAAAGAUGUCCUCUAUGCAAGGCCCCUUGUGACAAAGAAGAGCUUGACCAUGAGAUACACAGCUCUCUGCUUCAUCGACCCAAAGGCAUACUGCCUCAUGACAUCUGCUCUCCAUUUCAGCUCAGUAGCUCAGAAACCAGCAAGGACUCUUACGGAGAAUUCAUGAUGUGUAAAAAUCUUCCUUUGCAAGAUACGAACUGGAGCGAUGUUUCUGAUAACCUCAACAGCCAAAAGGCCAACAAUUAUUGGAGGUACGUGUUGGUGAGGUUUAAUGAGAAGUUUGCAGCAGAACACAAGCAAGAGCUUGCAAAGUUUCCAGAGGAUUGGACGAAGAUCACAAAAGAGGAGGCUUUAGAUGGUUUGAAAGAAGUCUUUGGCAGAAAAGAGUGUAACUAAAAUGGGGCAUUUAUUUUUACUCAGUUUUUAUUGCUAUAUUAAUUUUUAUAUUCUUCAAGUAGUUCAGUGAGUUAUUCUAAAUAUCUUUUAUUCGGUUCUUAUUUUGACUUCGUAUGUUUAAAGUAAGAAAAAUGUGAACUUGAUUUGAGAAUUUUGUCUAAAGCCUGAUGAUAUGUUAAAUUUUUCCAUUAUUUUUAUUCACCUAUUACUAUUUUCAUACAUAUUUUAAAUUCUGUUGUGUGUGUUUUUUUUUAUUGUCAUUAUGGCAAAAUGGCAGAAUAUUGCUUCAGACUAGCUAAAGACAUAGAAAAUGUGAAAUUAUUUUAAAUAAUACAUUUGUUAGGCUGCUGCUGUUUUUUCUUUUCUUUUAGUGUGUUAUCUGAUACAUGAAAAAAUGGCAUACAAAAAAGAAACUCGACUUGACUAAAAUCACAAAUCACUAAAUAGUUUUAUGUCCAUUACCUCAAUAUUUUAUCUUAGAUUUUGAAGUUAGAAUGUUUUUAAAACUUUUGUCCUUUUUAUAUUGUUUCUAUUUUAUUACUUACUACUUAGUCUUUUUCCACCGCUUAAUGUGUUUCCAUUGUUGAGUAUAUUUUAAUGAAAAUGUUCUCAGUGUAGUUUCGUUUUUCGUGAUUGACUAUAGUUAAACAAUAUUUUUGAUCAACAUGACCGUGUGAGAUUAAUAGUAAAAAUUAUUAUUGAUUGAUAUCUGUAUUAAUAUUUUUGUUUUCUUUUGAAUUUUUAAAAUAUUUUCUUUAUGUCUAACUUUUCUAAUGGAUGUUGUACUCUAUAAAUUCUGAUAAUCAUUGUCUUUUUACUGUAACACCAGUAAGUUUAAUGGUUACUCAUCUCAUACUAAUCUGAAUCCCAAAGAAGCAGCCAGCAUAUGCUUGACACAGAAUUCAAAUACAAAGUGUCGUCUCUGUGUUGAAGCACUGUUAAGCUAUUGCAAACUUUAUUAAAGCAUGCAGAUAAAUAUCA
Molecule: messenger RNA, 7678 nt
Organism: Gambusia affinis (western mosquitofish)
Lineage: Eukaryota; Metazoa; Chordata; Actinopteri; Cyprinodontiformes; Poeciliidae
Gene: gvin1l2
Product: interferon-induced very large GTPase 1
Exons: 3
Coding region: 1814-6697 (1627 amino acids)
Molecular function (GO): GTP binding
Source: RefSeq, a predicted model, not a curated record